UUGUCUAUCGGCGGCAACGACUGUGGAGGUAUUAGUGGGAGUAUUGCUUUUCCUGAACCAGUAGAGUAAGAAGCAGUAGUGUUUUCCCGCCAUGGAGACGGAAGACUCGUCGUCGGAGAACGGCCUCCUUCACCGGAAACAAGCUCUAUACUCUUCCCUGGACUCAUGCUUUGAGAUUCAGAAGGAGAUGUACAGAGGUCAACAAUACAGCCAAAUAUACUUUGCUAGGCUUCACUUGAUGAGAACUCUUCUUUACUCUCUACUCCCCAAUUGGAAACCCCACAUUCACGUCUGCACUGUUAUUGGAUUAGAAGAAGGCAAGGAAUGCAUCAUUGUUGGGACGCUCUACAAGCACAUGAAGCUGAAACCUUCCAUUCUUGAAGAGUACUCCAAAGAGAGAUCUGCAACCCCACUUGUAAGACCUCACAAUUUUAUGCACCCAGAUGAUCAUUUAAUUUUGGAAGAUGAGAGCGGCAGAAUUAAAGUUUGUGGAGAUGUUCUUUUACCUUCUGUUUAUGUGACAGGUGUCGUGGUUGCAUUGCAUGGAAAAGAAACUGGUACAGGUGACUUUUGGGUUGAAGAUGUCAUGGAAGCAGGCAUACCACACCAAAUAGAGCGGCCAAUUAAAUCAGGUGAAGACAAAUAUGUCAUUUUUGUUUCGGGCUUGGAUAUUGGGAGCAGCACUUCUAAUCCUCUAAAAUUCCAGCUUUUGGUUGAUCACAUAACUGGCCAUCUUGGAGAUAAAAAGGAACAAAGUAUUGCUGCCAAGAUAGUUCGAGUAAUUAUUGCUGGAAAUUCUGUUGAAAUCCCCCGUGGGCUACUUAAUGGUCAGAACUUAGGUUCUAAGGAUCAAUUUACAUUGUCUGAGCCAAUUAAAGAGCUGGAUAUUCAGUUGACUCAGAUUGCUGCAGGUAUACCAGUUGAUAUUAUGCCAGGGCCAAAUGACCCUGCCAAUUUCUCCUUGCCACAGCAGCCUUUGCAUAGAUGCCUUUUUCCUAGCUCAUCAGCUUACAACACAUUCAGGUCCUGUCCUAAUCCUCAUUUGUUUCAGCUUGACGAUGUUAGUUUGCUUGGAACAUCAGGUCAGAACAUUGAUGAUCUCGAGAAGUAUUCAGAUGCAAAUGAUAAACUUGAAUUUUUGGAGAGGACACUGAGAUGGAGACAUGUUGCACCAACGGCACCAAAUACCCUUGGAUGUUAUCCUUUUACUGACAGGGAUCCUUUUUUCGUUGAGACCUGUCCACAUGUUUAUUUUGUUGGUAAUCAAGAGAAAUACGAGACUCGCUUGAUCAAGGGAGCAGAGGGACAAAUAGUGAGACUAAUCUGUAUUCCCAGAUUUAGUGAAACUGGAGUUGCUGUGGUGUUGAACUUGAGAAAUCUGGAGUGUCAUGCUCUCAGUUUUGGGACUGAGUUCGGCUAAUAAUUAUGAGGUACGAGUUGGCACUGCUUGGAAGCUGAAGAUCUUCUAAGUUUACCUUCAAGUGUUGCUUGUGAUGAUCAGUAUGUUGGGUGCUUAAUGAAAGGGAUACCUGUCAUUUUCUUGCAAUCAAUCUUUUUUAGUUCUGAAACUUUGCAAGUUUUUGGAUAUGAUGUUAUACAAAACCUACUCUGGCCUGAUAAUAUUGGAAAGGGAAUCCAUGAACUUGUGGAUUAGGGAGUCAUUGCCUAGGUUACAAUGAAGUCAAUAUUUCCGGUGCUUAAUCCACAUCUUCAUGAUGUUGGAUUUCUUCGUUGUCUCUUUCUCUCUGUCACUCUCUCUUUUUUUUUUUUUUUUUUGACAUUUAUGAAUAGGUAGGCAAUGUAGUAGUUUGUAAUUGGAGAGAAAUCCAAACCACCUCUAAGCAUCAGUCUUACUCUCUUUUAUAUUUUACAAAGUGUCAUCUUCUAAGUUUACAUCUA
Coffea arabica (coffee) is the source of this 1899-nucleotide messenger RNA. Its product is annotated as DNA polymerase delta small subunit. NCBI's taxonomy places the organism in Eukaryota, Viridiplantae, Streptophyta, Magnoliopsida, Gentianales, Rubiaceae. Gene Ontology annotation, cellular component: delta DNA polymerase complex. Gene Ontology annotation, biological process: DNA replication; DNA strand elongation involved in DNA replication. Gene Ontology annotation, molecular function: DNA binding. The record is from RefSeq and is a predicted model, not a curated record.